This is a messenger RNA of Lodderomyces beijingensis, 1048 nucleotides long. Lineage: Eukaryota; Fungi; Ascomycota; Pichiomycetes; Serinales; Debaryomycetaceae. The record is from the annotation of a GenBank genome assembly.
AUGGUUAGUUUUGCGGUCUCGGGAGAAUUCUCUUUGUCUGCAGAUUUUGGAGGGAAGAGGGAAGGUCUUGGUGACUUCCUGCCUCUAGAAAUACGUAACAACGCUUCAACCUCGUGCAAUCCACUCUUUCAAAGCAAUCAUGGCAAGCAGCGUAUGUGGAUAUUCCAGAAUGGCAAGGGCUUGACGUAAGGUCGGUGGCCCGCUAGUAGUCGUGCAUGUAAGGAAAACCGCGGGGGAGCCUCUACCUCUUUAAACUUAUCGCGAUGGAUGGGGAUGCCAGUGAGCCCUUGAAGCUACAGGCAACUGCUUUGAAACCUAUACAAUAGCCAACAAGAAGAUGGUCUCAAACAUAUGGAUUGCAGCUGCAAACGAUGAGAAAGACGCCGUUGCUAAAUUGGUUGAAGUGGAGGGUCUCUCGCCAAAUGCCAAGGACCCCAACGGGUACACCCCGAUGCACGCGGCAGCGUCGUAUGGCCAUCUCGAUCUAUUAAAGUACUUGCUAAGCAAAGGCGGCGACAUCAACAUACAGGAUGCCGAAGGGGAUACCCCGUUGCACCACGUUGAAGACCUCAGUGUCGCCAAGGCUCUAAUCGAGCAGUUUGACGCGGACUACAAGAUCAAAAACAGCGAUGGGUUAACGGCAGCAGAGUAUAUUGAAGAGGAGGACGAAUUCCCCGAUGUAGCGAAGUACUUGAGAGGGCUUGCACACGGGAAGCCAGCAGACGCUGGAGAAAAUGGCGGUGGCGAUGAAGAUGCCGAGAAAGAAGCAAAGGAGGCCAAUGCGUUUUUGGAGAGUUUGCCUGAGCCCAGAAACGUCGAUGGACAUGAAAUUAAGUAUACUUUGGAGACGGAGCAGCAGCAAGACGGGGACGAGCAACUCAGUCCAGAAGAGUUGGAAGAGAGGAGGAAGAAGAUUGAGGCGGUGUUGAACAGUGAGAAUCCAGAAGAAGAGUUGCGCAAAUUGAUCCAGAAUGCCGUUCAUGAAGGGUUGAAGCAGGACAACGAUGAGCUGACUAGCGAAGAACCUAGUAGUAAAAAGAGAAAGUAG